AUUUAUAUUUUAUCUCAUCGGAUCCCAUUAAAGAACCUCCAUCAAAUUCCUUGAGUGCUCACCUAAACACACACACACACUCAGUGAAGUUUGUCUGCAUCAAGAGAAUCGAAAAAGCCCUAAUAAAUGCCCGCCCAUCUCUUUCAUUCCCAAUCUUCGUGUCGUUUAGGCAACAUCAAUUGAACGUAAAAGGAAAUAAAUAAAAAACAUGGUUAAAUCCGCACGAAUCAAUUUACCCCCAUUUCUUAUCCCUUUCGUGUUCGCCGUUGUGUUUUCGACCCAUCCCCCCUCUGAAUUUCAAGGUGUUUGAUCAAUCUCAGAAGACCCAUUUGCCUUUUGCAUCAAUAGGUUUUGUCAUAAUGGAAGGAGAAAAUUCAUGGACAAGUCAUUCGAACGAAACCUCAGUAAACAAUACAUUCAAAUUCGAUUCAUUCUCAGAGCUGCACGAAGACACCAAUCAAGAAGCUGCUCCCAUUUCGUUGGAUUUAAUUUUGCCCGACGAUCUUUUGGAAAGAAUAUUAUCCCAUCUCCCCAUAGCCAGCAUCUUUCGAGCUGGCUGCGUGUGCAAAAGAUGGCACGAAAUAGUGACAACAAAGAGGUUUCUGACGAACACCUCUAAAGUACAAUCAAGAAAGCCAUGGUACUUCAUGUUCACAAGCUCCGACGAACCAAUCGGAUAUUCCUACGACCCGGUUUUCCGAAAAUGGUACCCAAUCGAGCUCCCGUUUAUCGAGAACUCCAAUUGGUCCAUCGCUUCAUCGGGCGGGCUAGUGUGCUUCACGGGUCGGGAUAUCGGAUCCGAAUUGUACAUUUGCAACCCGAUUACAAAACAGGUCAAGUGGAUAAAUGGGCCCGCCGGCCCGAAAUUCUCCGAUUAUAGUGCAUUGGCUGUCUCGGUCGAUCGUGGGUCCCACAGAUAUCAAAUCUCGAUCGUGAAGUCUAUGGAAGUUUCCGGAAGCUUCUUUGAAUGGGAUGUUUCUAUCCACCUCUACGAUUCGGUGGAAAUGACGUGGACGGCGGCUUUGACCGAGGGUUUGACCGGGUGGAGGGGCGGGGGCGAAAGCGUAAUUUGCGGUGGGGUUUUGUACUUUUUGGUCUACUCGACAGGUGGCGGUGGUGGGCCGGGGCAUAGGCUUGUCAUGUACGAUCUCAAAAGUGGUUCGGUAAACGGUGGUUCUUUGAUGGGGGGUUUUGUGGGUGUGCCUUGUGCUUUGACUUGUGGACGUCUGAUGAAUUUGAAGGAGAAGCUUGUGAUGGUUGGGGGAAUAGGGAAAAACGAUCGGACGGAUAUUAUUAAAGGGAUCGGAAUUUGGGUUCUUGAUGGUGGGAGAGAGUGGCGGGAAAUUACGAGAAUGCCACAUAGGUUUUUUCAGGGUUUUGGGGAGUUUGACGAUGUUUUCGCGAGUAGUGGGACCGACGAGCUCGUUUAUAUACAGAGCUAUGGUGGGCCGGCCCUUCUUGUUUUCGAUUUUGGUUUGAAGCAGUGGAAGUGGUCGCAGAAAUGCCCCGUGGCUAAGAGGUUUCCGCUUCAACUUUUUACGGGUUUUUGCUUUGAACCGAGGCUGGAAAUUGCUCCGUAGAUUUUUUAUUUUUUUUUAUUUUUUAUUUUUAAAGAUUGAUUUACAUCUUGUGAUUCCUAUUUAUUUUGGUUUGGAUUGUGAUUUAUGAUGUUUGGGUUAUAGAUGAUGCAAUAUAUAUUCAACAAGUCUGGUUUAUUUA
Molecule: messenger RNA, 1719 nt
Organism: Erythranthe guttata (spotted monkey flower)
Lineage: Eukaryota; Viridiplantae; Streptophyta; Magnoliopsida; Lamiales; Phrymaceae
Source: RefSeq, a predicted model, not a curated record